Molecule: messenger RNA, 914 nt
Organism: Canariomyces notabilis
Lineage: Eukaryota; Fungi; Ascomycota; Sordariomycetes; Sordariales; Chaetomiaceae
Exons: 1
Coding region: 199-666 (155 amino acids)
Source: RefSeq, a predicted model, not a curated record
CAACAAACCCUAGGCUCGCUGAUGAAGGUGUGAUUGGUGUAUUAUCCUGUCCCGGCAAACAUUCAGUUAGCUUCCAUGUCUCCUUGAGCCGUCUAAUCUGGGUCGAGCCAGGUGCAGAGCAAUCCGUCCCUUAAAGUCCAGCGGUGUCUUAUAGAUUUACUGCUUGGCACAACUUGAAGGGAGCCAGCUGGAUUUGAGAUGUCAAGAAAGCAUUCUGGUGUUUCGCAUUUGACUCGCAGGGCCUUCUGUAAUGCCGCUGUAGACCACUGCACCGCUUCAAGUUGGGGUGGACGGCCCGAUGUUAAGCAAGCUCGAGGCCUGAAUCUAGGUAGGGAACGAUUCUAUGACAACAUAAGGAUGCUAACCGCCUUCCUCAGCCAUAUGCCAGGUCAAAUCUAUAGUAAUGCCACUCAAAAUUCUCGCCGACAACCGACAUGGAUGAAAGCAGCUGCUUCUUGGCGAGAAAGAAAGACGGAACGAAGCAGAGGUGCACGGGACGAUGAAGGAUGGAGUCUUUGGAGGACAUGUGCAAAUGCGCCACCGGCGGGUUAUCCGUUUGGAGGUAAGGUACCAUUUGCCCUAAGCGAUAAGUAUCGUGUUAUGUUAUGUCAUGUUGAAGGUGCAGGAGUCGUUGGGCUUGACACAGUCACCCAAUAUCCAGGUUGAUGAGCUGAUAAUAAAGAGCAUUUCGAGUUGGGAUUUGGGCCGCAAGAAAACCCCGCAUCGGGCACAUCUCCAAUGUUUUCCCGCAGUCACUCAGUUUAUUCGUGCAGACCAAAUGAAGAGAUUCACAUUUUCCACUUCUUUUCCUAUAUCCAGACGACGUCAGAUCUAGGCUCUUCCGAGCGGUCAUUUCUCCUAAUGCUCGCACUUCCCGAGCCGGGUUUGUGCUUGCCACUGGAGUGAGAGUGCGG